Messenger RNA from Neopsephotus bourkii (Bourke's parrot), 559 nucleotides. RefSeq names its product centromere protein H (gene CENPH). The record is from RefSeq and is a predicted model, not a curated record. The transcript has 4 exons. Lineage: Eukaryota; Metazoa; Chordata; Aves; Psittaciformes; Psittacidae. Gene Ontology annotation, cellular component: nucleus; kinetochore. Gene Ontology annotation, biological process: kinetochore assembly; mitotic spindle organization; chromosome segregation. The coding region runs from base 90 to 473 and encodes 127 amino acids. Gene Ontology annotation, molecular function: kinetochore binding.
GGGGGGGAGGGGAUUGGGGAUUUUUUUGUUUAAUUCAGAUAACCUUGAUUAAAACAUUUAUGCUGUUGACUCAUUAAUACUCUUAAUGUAUGCAGCUGUGUUCCUUCCUUAGGCUGAUUCUGGAUACUCUGCACGACAUAGUAAGGCUCAGCGAGGCAAUAGUUGCAUAUCAGCAGCAAGCACGUGAAAAGGAACAGAAAGUGGCUGAAAUUCAAAAGCAAAGACUUUUACUAAAAGAAGUCGGGAGAGAGAAACUGAUGCACAUCCAUGACAUGAGGAGCAAACUAAAGGUGAAACAAACAACUGGGGAGGUGAAAAUGCUGGAGGAGAUGCAUGCUGCCUACGAGAAAGAGAGAAAGAUAACUUCAGUAAUUCAAAAUGUAUUGCAGUGCAUCAUAAUUGGAAGCAGAGUCAACUGGGCAGAAGAUCCAUCUUUAAAGGCACUUGUUCUACAGCUUGAAAAUAUAAUCUGAUUUGGGAGACAUGGUCUUUAAUUUUUUAAUGUAGUGUACAUACUCAGUCUCCUAAAUUUGAUAAAUUAAUACCCAUUAUGAAAACA